AUGUCUCUCCAGACCUACCUUAUUGCUAUUAUCACUUACUUCGGAUUUCCAUCCUUCCAUGGAUCUCAACAACCCUCGUUGCAAUACCCAUUGCAGCUUGAUAAUGCAGAUCUUACGCCGCCUGCUCCCAAAGACCUCUCUUUCAUACCCCCUGGUGCCGCGGAAGAGACUCUUGGCGAGCCUUUUAGGUGUCAGUAUCCUUCCAUGGCAGCUGAUUAUACCUACAAUCCUACGCCGGAGAACCGAAGCAUCUGGCUCAAGCAUCGGACCAAUUCUUCGCUGGACUUUGACAUAAACACGGACUAUGAAACGAGAUGGCCUGUUGGGAUUGAACGCAAAUACAUCCUCACAGUGGGCGAACGAUCGUUGAACCUGGAUGGAAUUGAAUUCCCCUAUGCCAAGGUCUUCAAUAAUAGCUAUCCUGGGCCUUGGAUCCAGGCAUGCUGGGGUGACUGGAUAAACAUCACCGUCAAAAACAAUCUCAGGAGAAACGGGACCGCAAUCCAUAUGCACGGACUCCGGAUGCUAAGCAAUGGUCUCAUGGAUGGUGUGCCUGGGGUAACCCAAUGUCCCAUCGCACCUGGAGACACCUUCAACUAUGUUUUCAAUACAACCCAGUAUGGCACAACAUGGUACCAUAGUCACUACAGUCUUCAGUAUUCUGAUGGCGUGUUGGGUCCAUUGACCAUCCACGGACCGACAUCGGCAAACUUCGACAAAGCCAUCGACCCCAUCAUCUUCACGGACCACAACCACCAAAGCGCCUUCCAGUUGUACUAUCAAGAGCAGUUUGCGAAUAAUUCGACCCGAGUUCCACCGAAGCAAACGAGUAUUCUGCUUAAUGGACAUGGAAGCUAUGCUGGUUCUUUUCCGGAGAGAAGAUACCACAAGAAGGUUCAACCUGGCAAAAAAUACAUUCUCAGACUUAUCAAUGGGUCAACUGAUACUACCUUCAUCUUCAGCAUUGAUGGUCAUAACCUCACAGUGGUCGGCAUGGAUCUGGUGCCAGUCCAACCCUACACGACAGACCAUAUAUAUGUUGGAAUAGGCCAGAGAUACCAUAUCCUCCUCGAGACCAAAACCGACUUCAGUGACUCCAUGAAUAUGGCCUACUGGAUCCGAACCGAUCCUGCCACCGGGUGCCACAACUUCGAAACCAUCCCCGACGCCAGACAGGGUAUCCUCUGGUAUGGAGGCGGCUCACAUCCGCCGAUCCCGACAACGAACGCACAUGCAUACAACAACACCUGCAGUGACAUGCUAGGCUUGGUGCCGGUUGUCCCAUGGACAAUAGAAGAGCCACCUCCCAUCAUCCCAAUGGUACGAUACACCAUGGCACAGUCGUCUAUCGAGACAAUGAGCGUUACCAUUGGCCAGUGGAAUCUCUCAGCGGUGGGAGAUGACCCCGAGGUGACUGUCAACUUCUGGCAGUUCCUGAACGAUACUCUUUGGGUGAACUACGCGGAGCCAACAGUCAAUCACCUCGAUCCUCCAUAUAACAGUAGUGCUGUCAUCUACUUAGCUGCUGAGGCUCAGCCCGCGCAGACCACAUGGAAUUACAUGCUGAUAAUCGGUGGUAACAUCGUCGCUACGCCCCCAGUAACUGGAGGCAAUUUGGCACCCAACGCACAUCCAAUUCACCUCCACGGCCACGACUUUGCCGUCCUACAAUACUCCACCGACAAGUACAACAGCAGCGAAGACCUAGACCUGAAUCUGGAGAACCCACGCCGUCGCGAUGCCGUCCUUCUCCCACAGAAUGGCUUUAUUGUGAUUGCAUUCAAGACCGAUAAUCCAGGCUCCUGGACUCUACAUUGCCAUAUUGCAUGGCAUGCUUCUGCGGGUUUGGCUUUCCAGGUCCUGGAAGAGCAGCCGGCUUUCAAGGCGGGUAUUGAAGACUCUACUGUUGCGAGAAUUCAAUUGGAUCGGACGUGUCAGAAUUGGGAUGUUUGGUUUGCGAAUGCUUCGAAUCAUUGGAAUCCAAAUGGGAGGUUUCAGGAUGAUUCGGGGAUUUGA
Aspergillus luchuensis is the source of this 2016-nucleotide messenger RNA. RefSeq names its product multicopper oxidase. The record is from RefSeq and is a predicted model, not a curated record. Bases 1 to 2016 code for a protein of 671 amino acids. NCBI's taxonomy places the organism in Eukaryota, Fungi, Ascomycota, Eurotiomycetes, Eurotiales, Aspergillaceae. The transcript has 8 exons. Gene Ontology annotation, molecular function: copper ion binding; oxidoreductase activity.